Messenger RNA from Anneissia japonica, 2923 nucleotides. Its product is annotated as tubulin beta chain-like. Gene Ontology annotation, cellular component: microtubule; cytoplasm. Gene Ontology annotation, biological process: mitotic cell cycle; microtubule cytoskeleton organization. The record is from RefSeq and is a predicted model, not a curated record. Bases 177 to 1517 code for a protein of 446 amino acids. Lineage: Eukaryota; Metazoa; Echinodermata; Crinoidea; Comatulida; Comatulidae. The transcript is spliced from 2 exons. Gene Ontology annotation, molecular function: GTPase activity; GTP binding; structural constituent of cytoskeleton.
UACUAUCAACCAGUAAGUAUAAAUAGCCAAAAGCAUGGAAGGAAAGGCACAAUAGGUAUGGUACACGGCCAAGGAAGUAGGCAUAAACCCACCUUUGUAUGUAGCAGGUAACAUUUAGGACAGGCUAAAAAGGUUUCAUUCUAUUUGUAUAUGCAUUUUAUACAUUGUGCAAUAACAUGCCUGAAAUUUUGCAUUUACAAGUCGGACAGUGCGGUAAUCAGAUUGGCUCCAAGUUCUGGGAGGUUGUUUCGGAAGAACAUGGAAUAGCACCAGAUGGAUCGUACAAUGGCGAUUCUGACCUUCAACUUGAGCGAAUCAACGUCUUCUACAACGAAGCAAUUGGUGGCAAGUAUGUUCCACGCGCAAUACUCGUUGAUCUUGAACCUGGCACGAUGGAUGCUGCACGAUCUGGAAAGUAUGGCCAACUAUUUCAUCCUGACAACUUUAUAUUUGGACAGAACGGUGCUGGAAACAACUGGGGUAAGGGAUACUAUACAGAAGGUGCUGAACUCAUUGAAUCGAUUCUUGAUGUUGUUCGGAAAGAAACUGAAAACUGCGACUGCCUCCAAGGUUUCCAGCUGACACACUCCCUCGGAGGAGGGACAGGAGCAGGACUUGGUACGCUCCUCCUCGGUAAAAUUCGCGAGGAAUUUCCUGAUAGGCUCCUGACAAGCUAUAGUGUGGUUCCCUCACCCAAAGUAUCAAAUGUAGUGGUAGAACCUUAUAAUAGCACACUGUCAGUCCAUCAGUUGAUCGAGAACUCUGACAUGACAUUUUGCCUUGACAACGAAGCCUUGUACAACAUAUGCACACAAACACUGAAACUACCAUCACCGACAUAUGGUGAUCUAAAUCUUCUGUUAUCCCAGUCGAUGAGCGGCAUCACGGCAAGUCUGCGAUUCCCUGGACAGCUUAAUGCAGAUCUCAGAAAACUUGCCGUAAACAUGGUUCCGUUUCCACGGAUGCAUUUCUUUAUGCCAGGAUUUGCUCCCUUGAUCAGUCGUUCGAGCACAGAAUAUACUAACAUGAGUGUAGCAGAGUUAACGCAGCAGAUGUUUGAUUCUCGUAAUAUGAUGGCAGCAUGUGAUCCAAGACAUGGACGGUACUUGACGGCGGCAGCACUGUUUCGCGGUCGUUUGUCGAUGAAGGAGGUUGAGCAGGAACUCUACAAAAUUCAAAGUAAAAACAGCAGCAACUUUGUAGAAUGGAUUCCAAACAAUAUCAAAACUGCUGUCUGCGAUAUCCCGCCGAAAAACUUGCCAAUGGCAGCCUCCUUCAUUGGAAAUAACACAGCUCUGCAAGAAAUAUUCAAACGCAUAGGAGAACAAUUUUCAGCCAUGUUCCGACGUAAAGCAUUCAUUCACAGUUAUUGUGGAGAAGGUAUGGAUGAAACAGAAUUCACAGAAGCCGAAGCAAACAUGAAUGAUUUGAUAUCGGAAUUCCAACAGUAUGAAGAUUAUGCUGAGGGAGAAGAACAAUCUGAUGAAGAUGUCGAGGAAGAAAACGAUGACCAGUAAACAUGAUUUUGGUCAGACCAUGAUACAAACCUUAAGUGUCAUCACCUGACUCUAUCAGUGACAGAUUCAUUACAAUUUAACACUGUAUAGUAAGUACUUACUAGUUGGCUUCUUCAGAUAUAACGUCCUUGGUAAAAAAAAAUGUUACUGCAGUUGCUUCUUAUUUCUAAAUAUGUAGACAACACUGCUCCAGUUGUCUUAACUGUUGGUCAUAUGUGAGCUCAUUGGAAUUUCCAAUACUGUACUUAGUAACUCUAUCCUCUAUUUUAACUACCUAUGUUCCUUAUAAGAAAUAACAAAUCUUUUAUCUUAUAUUAUUCUAUAGCAGAUUAAUGGAGCUACACAUUUUAUUCAUUAUGUUCCUUAUGUAAAACAUUAAUAGUUUCCAUGUCUGGUGUGUGAUUUAAAAAAAAUUUAUAUUUGUAUAUUGAAUAUUUAAAAACAAGAUAAAAUCAUAUUUGUACUGUAUAAAGUGCUUCAAUCAAAUGCUUGAUGGCAAGUUGUGUGCGACUCUUAACCGGUUUUCGAAUACUAGAUGCCAAGGGGGAGGAUCCGGGAUUACAAAAAAUGGGAAGGGGAGGACAGUAUGCAAUUUGGAAUGAAAACAAGAGAAAGAAAUUAAAUGUGCCCCAUGGUCACCAAUCAUAAUGCCACCCUGAUGCUCUAUGGGUGUAUGCAUUGUACAAUGAUGUUUGGUAAAUAUUGUAAAUGAAAUGAUGUGUUUGCAAAAUCUGCAAAAACAUGUAUAGUAUAUCCUGUGGUUUAUUGGUAUACUACUGUAUUAUUACUAAGCAGAUUUUAAUCACGACGAAAUGACUACAGGAUGGACUCUAGUUAUCUGCACAACAUAAAUUCACUUAAAACGAUAUCUAAGAUUUCAGAGGAUGCAUGACACCAUUACGUCCUAGAUCUUACUGUUGUUCAAUCAAAUAUUGUCAUGACAUGAUGUUGAAUUUGUGUAAUCAGCUAAUUAUGUAAUACAAGUCAAAACAUGUCUAUCACGUUGGCUUAUAAUGUUAGUGUAACGCUUAACUGGUGCUAGAGAGUAUUCAAUUAGACACUUGUCAAGAUUCAUUACAUUUAACCAAUUUAAUACAUAAUAUUUAUACAAAUCUUUUGGCUUUCUGAAAUUGUUUGGAUGUUAAUACAUUACUGUUAAUUAUCAAGGUACUUAAAAAAUACAAUGACUGUUUCAAAUAAUGUGUUACAAACUGACCUGCAGUAUGUACGCGUAAUACACUGAAUCUCAGCAAAUCAACGAUGCUCAUGUUGCUAUUUAUAGCAUUUCAGUGUGAGGCUUACUAGAGAUGGUCACAUCAAAAGAAUGGUUAGAUAAUGUUAUGCUUUUAACUGUGACAUCACAUCUAUAUUCAAAUAUGUUGUAAUUCAGACAGCAGCAUAAAAAA